Brienomyrus brachyistius is the source of this 2769-nucleotide messenger RNA. RefSeq names its product ELOVL fatty acid elongase 5 (gene elovl5). Gene Ontology annotation, biological process: fatty acid elongation, saturated fatty acid; fatty acid elongation, polyunsaturated fatty acid; very long-chain fatty acid biosynthetic process. Bases 289 to 1173 code for a protein of 294 amino acids. The transcript has 9 exons. Lineage: Eukaryota; Metazoa; Chordata; Actinopteri; Osteoglossiformes; Mormyridae. Gene Ontology annotation, cellular component: endoplasmic reticulum; endoplasmic reticulum membrane. The record is from RefSeq and is a predicted model, not a curated record. Gene Ontology annotation, molecular function: fatty acid elongase activity.
AGUGCCAGGGCUGACAUGUUUAAUAGCGGCGGCCGCUUUCCGCGGCUCAUUUCCCCGCUGGAGCGGCAUCAUCACAGGGUAAAGCCGGAGUGAAGGGGCGACAGCUCGCCUUCCCAAGGAAAAGCUCGGGAAACGGACGCCGAGGCGGCUCUCCGCCCUCCGCACUCGUUUUCUCUAAGAUUUCCCAGAGUUUUUAAGUGAACGGAUGUCCAAGCAGAAGUCCGGCACUAGAAACAGAGAGAUAUCGCAACGGUAAAGGGGAAACUUGCACAGAAAACAAGCUUGGAAAUGGAGGUGUUUAACCACAAGCUAAACUUGUACAUUGAUUCAUGGAUGGGUCCCAGAGAUACACGGGUUCGAGGAUGGUUACUUCUGGACCACUACCUCCCCACCUUCUCGCUGACACUUCUGUACCUUCUCAUCGUAUGGACCGGCCCGAGAUACAUGAAGAACCGGCAGCCACUGUCCUACCGUGGGGUGAUGGUGGCCUACAACCUGGGCCUCACCCUGCUGUCCUUCUACAUGUUCUACGAGCUUGUCACAGGUGUCCGGCAGGGUGGGUACAGCUUCUUCUGCCAGGACACUCGCAGUGGUGGGAGUGCCGACGACAAGAUCAUCAAUGUUCUAUGGUGGUACUAUUUCUCCAAGCUGAUUGAAUUCAUGGACACAUUCUUCUUCAUCCUGAGGAAGAACAACCACCAGAUCACAUUCCUGCACGUCUUCCACCAUGCGACGAUGCUCAACAUCUGGUGGUUUGUCAUGAACUGGGUGCCUUGUGGACACUCGUACUUCGGCGCCUGUCUGAACAGCUUCAUCCACGUGCUGAUGUACUCCUACUACGGCCUGUCUGCCAUUCCCGCCAUGCGGCCCUACCUGUGGUGGAAGAAGUACAUCACGCAGGGGCAGCUCAUCCAGUUUGUUCUGACUGUCAUUCAGACGACUUGUGCCGUGGUUUGGCCCUGCGGUUUCCCCAUGGGGUGGCUCUACUUCCAGAUAUCCUACAUGGUCACUCUCAUUAUCCUUUUCACGAACUUUUAUGUAAAGACCUACAAGAAGCGGGAUCCUUCUCAAAGAAAAGAGCAUGAGAACGGCACGGCGUCCCCCGUGAACGAGCACUCGAACGGGGUGAUGUCGCCGGACAGCAUGAGGCACAGGAAACCGCGAGCGGACUGAGGGCCCAGGCUCACUCAUCAGCACAUACCGGCGCGUUCAGCUAGAAACCAGCUAGAAGAGCAUAUCGCAUCACACUAGACAAAGAGCGACAGCCAUUCUAACGUUAGCGUGAGCAUCCUAUAGAAGUUGUGCACGUAACAACCAUUUUUAUUAUUCAUAUUGAAUUUAUGCUCAUUGCGUUUAAGAGAGAACAAACUUAAGAACAAAGAAAAUGACAGUCCGUCAGACUUUAAUUUGGAAUAUCUGUGGUAGGGCGGAGUGCGUGCUUUCAUCGUGGUCUCACUAUGCAUUAUUUAGCCGGUCACGCUCGUAUGUACGAGUGCAAAACCACACAAACAGAAUCGUAUUUAACAUGCACCAGCACACCAUGUCCUAUCCACUGGAUGAGCUUUACUUAUCUCAGACUGAACACAUCUGCUGAAAACGUAACUUUUCAAUAAAUGGAAGUAGCGUUUUCUUAAAUGAUGCACAGUAAUGAUUCCACCAAACCUGGUUUCUUACGCUAAGGACCACGCAUCUCACUGUCGCCUGUGCUACUGCUCGUGGGUCUGAGAAGCAAUUGUAUUGUCUAAAGCAUCCUGACAGGAUCACCUUUUCCCAGCAAACCAGUCACCACCCGACGUCAGUAACACCUUACCUCCUGUUAUUGUACAGGCUACCAAAAAAAGGCAGAUUUUGAUUCAUUGACUUAAUUUAUUACUUAUUGACUUAACAAGAAUUGAUUCUUUAUGAAUGUUCCAAAAGAUGGAAUGAAAAUGUUGAAGUGACAUUCAGGAAGGUGACAUGCUUUCUUAGGUGUCAGGAUUUUAAAUUUUAUUUGUAGUAUAAAAUUAGUUUUAUUAAAAUAAUUUGUUUUUUUGCUAAACACAAUUUGCCAAAAUAGUGACUUUAACCAGUGAUAAACUUGAGCAAACUGAUGUUAAUGUGAUACAUGCAACUUUAAACAAAUUUUAGAAAAAUGCAAUAUUACCUGGUCUGACCUUGAUAUUUAUUUAUAAUAUCCCCGUAAUGGAAGGUUAGGCUGGAUAGAAAAAUCAAAUUCAACAAAGGGAGUAAAUCGUAUUUGUAAAAACAUGUGCGAUGACCAGAAUAUUCCAAAUUAAAAUAUGUAUAUUUUGCAAAACAAUAGAGGAUGUAAGAUUUAUUAAUGAGGACCACAGACUGACCAUAGAAAGUCCUGCAAAAAUAAGUUGCAUAUUUAGAUUGCUCUACAAAUGCUUAACAUAGAAAUACAAAUGAACUUAAGUGCUAAUUUGUAUACUUGUCAAUGUAACUUCAUUAAAGGAAAAGGAAUAGAAUAGGAUAGAAGCUCAAGGCGAGGUGGCUGAUUUUCUGUACUAACUACACUCACUAUGAAUGCACACGCGACGUCAUUUUAUUCAUGCACAUCACUAAUAGCUGUAUCACCUGACUGCUGUUACUUGUUGCUUAGAGACGCCAUGUGUCACUUUUAGCGUUUCAUUUUCCCUUCGUUUGGUGGUUAUAUGCCAGCUGCACACCGUGACUGUGGACCGUAGAUAUUCCCUAUGACAUUAAGCGUGAAGGGUGACCACGGAACCCACACUGGGAUUUUUCAAUAAACACUUGAUGACUGUA